Molecule: messenger RNA, 1332 nt
Organism: Lingula anatina
Lineage: Eukaryota; Metazoa; Brachiopoda; Lingulata; Lingulida; Lingulidae
Product: multifunctional methyltransferase subunit TRM112-like protein
Biological process (GO): rRNA (guanine-N7)-methylation; tRNA methylation; peptidyl-glutamine methylation
Molecular function (GO): protein heterodimerization activity
Source: RefSeq, a predicted model, not a curated record
CAAUGCACCUCAUCUACGCAUGUUUCCUGUGUCAUAGACAACAGCAGCAUCGGUGCAGUUCGCCGUGCAGAGAACGAUAAAAAUGAAGUUAUUAACACAUAACAUGUUAACGUCUAAUAUUAUAAAAGGCGUUACUAAAGGAUUUCCUUUGCAGAUAGCGGCAACAGAUAUAAAAGUGACUGAGGUAGACUUCAACCCAGACUUUAUCUCAAGAAUGAUCUCAAAAGUAGAAUGGCCAGCACUGUGUGAAGCAGCAGAAAGUAUUGGUCAUCUGGGAGACCUACCAAAGGAAUUAGAUCCUGAUUAUGAGAAGAAUGAAGAAUUCCUUAAAAAGGCUCAUCAUGUUUUAUUGGAGGUGGAGAUCAAAGAGGGAGAACUUAUCUGUCCAGAAACUGGGAGAAAAUUUCCUGUCACAAAUGGGAUUCCCAAUAUGUUACUAAAUGAAGACGAGGUUGGAAAAUGAAAUGAAAUUACACAGUCAGACUCUGUGUGUUAGACACUACCCAACCUUUUGGAUAAGACUGCAUCACCUGGGUAUCAGUGCUAAAAGUUGCUGCAUUCCAUGAAUAAUCACGGAAGAUACAACACAGACAAACAGUGUAUGGUAUACAGGAAAAAGAUGUGACUGAAGUUCAAGUUGAAGACAAGUUGAAAGAAAAUAUUGACAAUUUACUUCUGUAAAUUUUAAAUAUUUUUCUGAAGGAUAAAAAAAGUUCAAUCAUUCACCAGAAUAUGAAAAUGUUCACUUGUGUUUGAAUACUAUAAUAAAAGUUUUUUUUAUAUCUAUUUCAAAGAUGCAGUAUGACUGCGAUUUCACAUAUUAGAUGUCAAGUUUGACUGCUGUUUUAUAAGCAGUUCUUUAAUAAAUCUCCCGAAGAAUCCUUCCCUUAACUCACUUUGCCUGCAGUAGCAUUAUCAUGAAAUUAAUUCUAACAGUUGUAAUGUUUUUAUCAUAGAAUGUUGCCCUAAUGCUAACGUUACAUUACUGUUUUAUUAGCAUGCAUUAAGGGUAUAUUGGCUCUACCAACUUCAGUAUAAUGAUGAAUGUUUUUGUUACGCUGUUGUAUAUGUAUUAAGUAUAUACUGAAUUUGUUAAAAUACUUUGUACUGGAAUAACUCAUCUAUCUAUACACUCGUAAGAAGUAAUAGAGUAAUCUCAAUAAAGUUAUGUACUAGUAAUAAGAAAAUUAUUUGUAUAAUUUAGAAAAUUCAAGCUUAUUUUUAGUACAUGUAAUUUUCAUUUCAUGAUUAUCAUGUAAGAAAACAUACCAAUAUCAUGAUAUUGUUUUUAAUUCAUCUUUUUAUUUUCAGUACAAAUAACACAAUGUCCAA